GUUCAUGAAAAAAAUGUUUUGGGUUUCGUAUCAUAAGUUAUAAGACUGUUAAUUAUCAGCUGAAACAAAUUAAAUAUUUCUAACAACAUAUACUUUGGUCACUGGUGCUUCAAGUUUUUUAUGUGCGUUCCAUUGUUAAGACGAGAACGAGAGGGUAGCGUUUGUUAUCGUGUGGAGUCGUUUGCGAACUUCGCUUUCUACGUUCCUGCAACAGUAUCGGGUUACUACAAUAUGUCUCUAAAAGCAGUGUGUGUUAUGAUUGGUGAGGUGGUGAACGGAUUAAUCCGUUUUUAUCAAGAGAAAGAAGGUGCGCCCGUUGAAAUAACUGGUGAAAUUAAAGGCUUGGACAAGGGAAAACAUGGCUUUCACGUUCACGAGUUUGGCGAUAUUUCCGAUGGAUGCACAAGUGCUGGACCACAUUACAAUCCUUUAGCCAAGGACCAUGGAGGACCAGAUGAUGCAGACCGACACAUUGGUGACCUUGGAAAUGUUACAGCAGAUGAAGAUGGUGUAGCUAAAGUGUGCAUAUCUGACAAGCUAAUCUCUCUGACAGGAAAACACAGCAUUAUUGGAAGAACUUUAGUGGUCCAUGCAGAUCCUGAUGACCUUGGGAAAGGUGGUCAUCCUCUAAGCAGAACUACAGGCAAUUCUGGAGCCCGAGUGGCAUGUGGAAUUAUUGGCUUAGCCAAAUAA
Messenger RNA from Schistocerca cancellata (South American locust), 693 nucleotides. RefSeq names its product superoxide dismutase [Cu-Zn]-like. Lineage: Eukaryota; Metazoa; Arthropoda; Insecta; Orthoptera; Acrididae. The record is from RefSeq and is a predicted model, not a curated record. The transcript has 5 exons. Bases 121 to 693 code for a protein of 190 amino acids. Gene Ontology annotation, molecular function: superoxide dismutase activity; copper ion binding. Gene Ontology annotation, biological process: removal of superoxide radicals.